Messenger RNA from Pocillopora meandrina, 2134 nucleotides. Lineage: Eukaryota; Metazoa; Cnidaria; Anthozoa; Scleractinia; Pocilloporidae. The record is from the annotation of a GenBank genome assembly.
AUGGAGAUACAAGUUCCAAACUGUAAGACUGUUCACCUUUUUCACUGUGACAAUACUUUCAAACUGGACUCAAUAGAAGCACUCUUGACUACAGUGAAAGACAAAGUUGAAUUCGAAAUAUCGAUCAAGAAGCAUUGUUUCAAACUUUCAGAGAUGUCCUCUGUGAGUGAUAGCAAAGUUCCCAUUCUGAAUAUGGAUUUUGCCGUAUUUGUCGUUCAUGCCAAUGAAUCUCGACUCUCUAUCAACGAAGACAACGCUGGCAUUGGUUACGCGAAGAUCUACAAAGCUUUACUGAGAGCGACCGGUGAGUCUUGCGUUAGAUUAUUCGGAGUGAAGUGUGAACGUUGUUUUUUGAUAGAGAACCUGUACGUACGGAAAGAUUAUGAUCAGCCGCUUGAUCGAUCGGGUUAUGUCAUAGAUAAUCGUUAUGUGAGUUUCGGCCCACAUUGCUGGACUGUCCUACGGUCAAACUUCUUAGCCCGUUCAAAUCGCAAUAGUUUCUAUCGUCUUUUUAUUUUUCAAUUUUAAGCUUUUAGUUUCAUUUGUUUAUGUAGCCACUAAUUUAGCAUUAACUUAAAAAAAAUUAUCAAAUUUUCUUCACAACUAUGGUAGAACCCCCCUAACUCUAACCCAAUUAACUCGAAUCCCCUCCCCAUCCCCCCACCACAGUUGCGAAAUGAAAUAUACAAAACCUUGGACUUUUGCUCGGAUUUGCUAUUAUGAUGACGUUAGCCGUUUUUGAAGAAACGAUAAGGACAUCGUUGCAGUAGUUAAUACUAUGGAAAUGAUUUUUUGUAGUUACCCCUCGGCUUCCUUUUCGCACAGCAAAAGUAAAAUGUUGUUGAGGUCAGUCUGAAGAGAGUGAUUCCAGCGGAAUUUUCUCGUAGCCAAUGAGAAAUAAGCAAUAAUCAGAAACGAAAUGAACAUGAAAGCGAACUUCGCAGUAAUGAACACAACUUAACCAGAAGUGAAAAUAAGGCCUGACAAAAAAAUUCAGGCCUGUGCGGGAUUCGAAUCCUUGACCUCUGCGAUAUCGGUGCAAUCAGUCUACCAACUGAGCUAACAAGCCAACUGGGAGCUGGUCAGUAUGUUAUUCAUCACUUAUUGAGUUUAUUACGAACCAGCAUACUCUGCUUAAGUACUAUUCAUUACUGCGAAGAUUGCUUUCAUAUUCAUGUCAAACAAGACUUUAUAUCUGGUAAUCCUUGAACACAGAUUUCGGUCUUAUCGCUGUAAAAUAAGGCUUACAAAAGAAUUAGAACGAAAUAAUUUUUUGUCCUUUUUACGAAAGCGAGUGACAGAAUUCUCUCUUGUUUACUUAAUGUCAAUUUAUAGCAUUUUUAUUGCUGUAAAGUCGUUUUGUCCUCAAUCAACUUUCUCUUUUAUAAAAUUGACAAGCUAUGUUACGUUUAAAUCACGUGGCUUGGGAUAAAACAAGCGAUCUUCCCAAAUACGGUGAUUAUUCCUUUGUUACAAGGGUGACCCUUGGCAAGUCAAAAAUUUUUUCUUGGCACAAAAACCACCGAGAGAUUCACGAGAAAGCUCUUCUACACUUUUUUGAACCGAGUAAGAUGGGUGAAAAGUUUGAUUAUCAUGGGCCAGAAAUGAGUCUAUCAGCCGACACUUCUAACGCAACAGCUGAGGAAAAUAACCAGGGGCUGAAUCCUCAACCAGAGAUCACACAAUCGACGCCGUCCAACGUUCCAGAGAAUAUUUCAGUGCAUCCAAGGCUCCGAAAUGGAGAUAGGGCGUUGAUUUAGCUUCCCCUACACUUUACUUGAAUACUAGACCUACUCGUGCUCCUAAGGCUACAGAAUUACAUACAAGAGAAUUUCGUACGGAUGUUCAGUCCGUGGAGCGUGUUCGCCCCGUGUUUACAUCGUCUGAUCUACUAUAUCAUCCCAAUUUUGUCGUGUGUUCUUUUUCUUGCUCUACCAGGGUUGCUCCUGAAUUACCCAGAAGGUUCUCCUUGCUUCUAGAUACUCGGCUUCGCCAUGGGGAAGUCUCAGACGACGCGAGAGACGUGGUGCAUAGAGAGGACGGAUGGCAGGUACCGGAGGGCUACAGGGACCAUCUAAGAAGUAUUCACGCGGCAGAAACUAACCUUAGAGUAAAGUUUGUAGUUCGCCAAAAC